AUGCCCGGGAAAUACUCUCACAGUGUUGUCUUAGCAGACUAUUCCAACCAUGGUGUCAUCUAUCCUCCUGAUGACCAGCUCUUAGUUUAUCUCCGCUCAUUGGGAAAUUUGCCACCUGUUCCGGUGCCACAGACAGUGACCCUUCACCCUCCUGUGAAAUCCGGGGAACGCUCAACCACAGCUAUAUCAUCUACGUGGCAGGCAUGCCUUCCCGACGUAGAGAUCCCCACCAGACAGCCUCAACCAAAGUCCAAUGGUUGUGUUACGCCUAAUCAAUUGCAGGAGCAUGCUCACAAACAACAGUCACGAAGACUGAUCUUGGAUUUGGAGAAUGAUGCCAGUGGCCAUGGCACUGAGGGCACUGAGGGCAAGGAUGCUCAGUCUCACCGACCAAAUUCAGUGCAACAUCGCCUCUCGGCUGAUCUCAUAUCGAGGACGUUGGAUGCCUAUACUGAAAAGGAGGUAUGCUUUCUCCAGCCAGACACGCAGGUGCCAGUCCCCUGCACUUCCAGAGAUGCAAUCGUCUUCAAAACGAUCACAAGACCCUCUACAUCCAGACCCCUGAAAUUCCAGCCACGGAAUGAUGUGGAAUCUUUCCAACAGUUCAGGUACAGGGGUGCUCCUCUUUCACCGACUCAGAGUCAUAGGGGUGAACCUCUUCUAUCUGUACAAGAAUUUCUCAACGCUUCGCCCCGCUUGAAAGAAGAUAAUACAGCGUCCAAGCAACAGCGAUCCACAUUCUCUUCUUCCACAUUUUAUGGAAAGAGACAAUCGCCUCAAUCCCCUCCUUCACAAGACAAGGGCUCCAAAAGAGGCUAUUUAUCGUCGACGAGACCUUCCAUGCCUUCACUCAGGGACGGCCGUGGGAUCAACUUUACAAACUCCUCAGAUGACGGCGAAGGCGUUGCACGGAUCACACCCACCCCUGACUUACGGGACUUGACCUCGAAUUUCGCAAGUCGGUCCAAUGAUACAUCUCGAAGGCGGAAGAUAAUGGAUCUUACAGAGGAACUUCAUAUUUUGACCACAAGGGGUGCCCCGAAUUCCCAAUGGGAUACACAGUCGGUGGAAGCACAACGAGCCGACGCCAGAAUGGGGCAACUGCGAACCAAGAAGACCUACGAUAUAUCAGAUAUUGACGACAGCGAACUUAGCGAACUUGACGGGAUUGAGCUACGUCCUCCGCAGAGACCCUCAACCUUUUCCCGGCCCCAAUCAAAACAUGGCGGUGGACCAUUGCAAGGACAGGAUUUGCUUUUCGAUGUCCCAGACGAUCAACUCAGUCCAUUGACUCCGCACUCGGCACAGUCCUUUGAUUCUCCGGUGGGAGGAAUGAGUAUCUCAAGUGUCAAACCAGACUUUCUACAGUUUUCAAAUCGAGGCCGGCCCAAUGGAGACUACUUCUCCAGGGCGCCACUGAGGAACGACCAUCUGCAUAGAGGUUCCCCUCGCAAUGUGGACAACUAUAUGCCGAAGAACGAACCACAAGCAGACAAAGCGGUGAACUCUCCUGUUCCUCGCGGGACGGUGAAGAUGGCUGGCCCCAGCCAUCAAGUGCGCAACAACAGCGUCUCAUCUGCCGAUGGGAUUGAACAAACACUCUCAGUUCCGCAGGGAGCACCUCCGCGAAGUCACCGGCAAAAUUUCGAAUCGAGACCUUCAUUCUCAACGUCACCCGAUACCCAAGCGGCGGCUUUACCACGUUCUAUUCUGCGAGCCUCGACAUCGACCCCGGGACACGGAAGCUCCACGCCCCCAUUUGGCACGCCCAGUAUCGUGCGCAAUCCUGAAAAGAUAGCUGUAAUCAACGCGGAGACACAAAGACGGUCGGCCGCAUCUCCCAGAGCAAGCACGAACUCCGACUUUCAGGCAAGCUCGACCAGGACCACUCCUACCAAGGAACGAAAGCACCAUCGCCAUCGGCUGCCGGUGAUGGGGAGCAAAAAUGUCAGUCUGCUGGAUUUGGCACAAGGCUGGAGUGGUGACAGAAAGAGUCGUUUCGAGUCAAUGCAUGUACACGAGCAAACGCCAACAAACAUGGAGACGAGCAUGACUGCGGCUAUGGACACACAAGCAGGACAGAUUCGGAAACCACCGAGCAUUCAAACAUCCCGGGCAGCAAGUCUCAGCGCUCCGUCCCUGAUCCCCGUCUCGUCGAAUCAAACGGACCGUGGCAGUCGCCUCGUUUUCGACUCCGACUCCGGUCUGGAUUUCCCCGGCCAUGCCGGGGGCGGGUGGCCUGGACAAGAUUCCAGACUUUCGCCAGCAGGCAUCCAACGACCAGUCUCAGAUAUCAGAGCGGGUCUACAUCAAAGGCCUGGGAAAGCGGAACACUACGACAACGCCAACGACGAGAGGGGAAUAUUCGGAGGAUAUGAAGAUGACGAGGAUAACAACGAUAAUGACAUGAUAGACCACGGCGCAGCUCUUCCUCCGCCAGAUAUCUCACGCUGCCGCCGCUCUGCCGCCGCCAGGCGAAGAAGUCUCAACGACGGAGACCGAGUGGAGACGAUCUUUCGAGUGUUGCGCGAGGGUCCAGGCCCGCGCAGUUCGAAUCGAGUCAGUCAACGCGAUGGUCAAGACGGCGUGGGAGAGGAAAUGGACGCGAUGCAGGACCACAUGUACACCAGACGAAGCAACCCCCGGACCAGGAGGAAAAGUGUUCUUGGGAGGUUGGUAAUGAGGCGACGAUAG
Messenger RNA from Capronia epimyces CBS 606.96, 2694 nucleotides. RefSeq lists its product as uncharacterized. The record is from RefSeq and is a predicted model, not a curated record. The coding region runs from base 1 to 2694 and encodes 897 amino acids. The transcript has a single exon. Lineage: Eukaryota; Fungi; Ascomycota; Eurotiomycetes; Chaetothyriales; Herpotrichiellaceae.